AUGUCACUUAUUAGAUGCUUUACAUUAUACGAUUGUUAAAAGGAUUAGUUUUAUUUAGUUUCUGGUGAUAAGUUAUUCCUUACUACAAAACUAAAUUCAAUAUUCCUAGAAUUAAAUCCAAAACUUAAUGAAAUCAAAGUCGAACCACCUUUAUUUUUUAUGUUUAGAUCAACUUUAGGAUGUUUCAUCUGUUAAUAUGAUCCUUCUAAAAGUAAUUUAAAUAUAUAAUAUUAAAGAAUACUAUUUUACUUUACUUUCUAAUCCUGAAUUGGGUGAAGAAUAAUAAAAGAAGAUUUUAAAUAAAAUCUCUAAACAUAUAUAAGAAAUGCCAAAUUAUAAUGAAGUACAUCAUUAAUUCUAAAUUAGAUAUCGGUGGAAGGAAUUCAAAAUUAAAAAUAGAAAGCAAUUGAAUAUUUAAUCAAAGAUUGUGAAAAUCUAUUAUAAAAAGAAACCAAGAUUAUUUAAGACUAAGUAAUUGAUUAAGAUUAAGUAAUAUUUAAUUCAAAUUCUGGUAAUCUUUUUAGUUCAAAUUAAAACAUUUUCUAAAGUUAAGCAGUAAAUGUAAUUUUAUGAUUUAAGACCUUAAAACAUGGAUUUAAUACAACGAAAGAUUUCAGUUCAGAAAUAUUGGUCAGGAUAUUUAGGUGUUUCAUGAUGUAUGAUUACAAUAGACAAUUUUUCUUCAUGUUUAUUAGGAGAGGAUUCCCUAUAGAUAGGACAUGGUCAUCUGAAAGAAAUAAAUUAGAAAAAGAAAUUUUGAAGAAAGUUCAAGAUCCUGAUGAUCCUAAAGCAAAACCUUAAGAACCACCUUUGAGUUUUAAAUAUAAAGGAGAAUUCGGUGUUUAUUAAGCUAAAUAUGAUAAGGAAGCAAGUAUUAAUUAUUAAUUGAUUUAAGAAUGUUAUUUUAUAUUAUUAUCAAGAUUUGGCGUUAAGUAGGAUGUUUAAAUAAGUUUAUUGAGUAAUUUAUAUGAUGAAAUAGUAAAAGUAAAAAAUUAUAUAAAGGUACUAUAAUAAUAUAAUUCUUAGAUUAAAUAUGAUUCUUUGGAACAAAAAAUUAAGAGAAAAAUUGAAUAAUUGAUUAAUAACUAUGAAUAGGAUGUUACAAAAUAGGUAGAUUAAGCUUUUAUUGAUUAAUAAUUAUUUGAAAAGAAAUAUAAAAAGUUUGAAAUGGAUUAAAUAAGAGUUAAUUAAUAGUAAAUUAAAUCUCCUUUGUUAGAAGAAUAAAAUGAUGAUGAUAUGAAGGAACAUCUAAAUAAAUAAUAAGAGAAUGCCUUAGAUGAAGAGGAUAUAGUACCUUGGAUAACUGAAUUAAAUGAUUAAAAUGAUAGACAAUAGUUAUAUUAAUCAAAGAGUAAUUUGAACAAUAAUAAUAAUAAUUUAAAAAAAUUGAAAUGA
This is a messenger RNA of Paramecium sonneborni, 1395 nucleotides long. The record is from the annotation of a GenBank genome assembly. Lineage: Eukaryota; Ciliophora; Oligohymenophorea; Peniculida; Parameciidae.